This is a messenger RNA of Centruroides sculpturatus (bark scorpion), 1287 nucleotides long. RefSeq names its product programmed cell death protein 2-like. The coding region runs from base 28 to 1182 and encodes 384 amino acids. NCBI's taxonomy places the organism in Eukaryota, Metazoa, Arthropoda, Arachnida, Scorpiones, Buthidae. Gene Ontology annotation, cellular component: cytoplasm; nucleus. The record is from RefSeq and is a predicted model, not a curated record. The transcript is spliced from 4 exons.
UUUAGAACUAGUUCAAUUCAAAGAAAGAUGGCGUCGAACGAGUCAACAUGUGCAAGUAAAACAGAAAGUUUGCAAGAGGUAGAGUUAGGAUUUGCCGAAAAAACAGAAAGUUGGAGAUUAAGAAGUAAAUAUUUUCCAAGUAAAGUCGGUGGAAAACCUUCUUGGUUGAAUUUGAGAGAUCUUCCGUUGGAGAAACAUUUGGAAUGCAAAUUAUGUCAGAAACCUUUGGUAUUCCUUUUGCAGAUUUACGCUCCUUUCGAAGAAAAUCCAAAUACUUUCCACAGAUCGAUUUUUAUAUUCGUUUGCAAAGAUCCAAGGUGUUGCAAAUCAAAUGAGAAUAAAAACUUUGUAGUGUUUCGCUGUCAAUUACCUCGUGAUAACCAAUAUUACAGUCCGCAGCCUCCGAUUGAGGAAGAAUGCGAUUCUCACAAACCUUCGGCUGAAGAUUUUCGUAAAUUAUGUUGCGUUUGUGGUUGUGUAGGAACCAAACAAUGUUCGAGGUGCCAUUCGGGGGUUUAUUGUAGUCGACAUCACCAGAAAAUUGAUUGGAUCAAGAGACAUAAAUUUCUCUGUGUGGAAAAUAAUGAUCCCAAAGCAAAGAUUGCUAUACCUGAAUCAUUAAUUCCGACAGAAAAACAUAAUUUUUUAUUUGGAGAAUAUUCUAUUGAAAUGGAAAUAGAAGAGUUUAAUAAUGAAUUAGAAGCUGAAAAAAGUGAAGAAGAGAAAAUGAAUGAAUAUAAAAAGUUUUUAAAAGAAUCAAAGGCACGCAUUUUUAUGAGAGGAGAGGAUCCAAAUGAAAAUGAUUUGGAAGAAAUGGCUUUAAAAAGUGAUAAGAUAUUCAGCAAGUUUAUGAAAAUUAUUAAGCAUAAUCCUGAUCAGAUUGUUCGUUACCAGAGAGGAGGAAUGCCUUUAUGGAUAUCAUCUUCAAAUACACCAACUCAAAUUCCAAAAUGUCCGUGUGGUUCAGAAAGACAGUUUGAAUUUCAGAUAAUGCCACAACUUUUGAACUAUUUGGAUGUAGAUAAUGUCAAGGAGAGUAUAGAUUGGGGAAUUCUUGCAGUAUAUACGUGCAUUCGAAGUUGUGAGUUCGGAGUCGCUUAUAAACCCGAAUAUCUAUGGAAACAAGAUUUUGAUCACAUAAUACACACAAAUGAAGAAAAAUCAGAAGUUAAUGAUAAUUGAAAAUAACAAUCAUUGUAAUAUUGUUGUUGAAAGAUUAAACAAAAUUUCAAAUUAUUUUAAUAAAAUUAUUUACAUUUAAAUCGUCUUUGUGGUUGUCUUUGUAAU